Symbiodinium sp. CCMP2592 is the source of this 3114-nucleotide messenger RNA. The record is from the annotation of a GenBank genome assembly. NCBI's taxonomy places the organism in Eukaryota, Dinophyceae, Suessiales, Symbiodiniaceae.
AUGCUCAGUGGUUUUGCCAGCUCGCUCCUGCAACGGGUGACGGGCACGGAUGAUCCUGCUGUUCUGAAGGCCUCAUGGGAGGACCCCUCGAUCCUUCAGGUCCUCGGGGAGCCUUCGCUGGUACGAGCCGUAGAGGAGAUCCACGAGAACCGGGACAAGCUCGGAAAGUACAAGGAGGUCAAUGAGGUCGUUCUUGCAGUUCGCAAGGUCGAUUCUUUGACUGGCCUGACGGGCGAAGAGGUGCCGUCUCUCCCUGAGGUACCAGCACAGAUCACUCCUGGCUACUUCGACGUUGAGGACUGGGACCAGCUGCGAUGGUACGAGAAGGACUGGCGCAUCGGUCGCCGUCUCCAGGAAAAGGGCUUCUGUAUCCUCAAGGGCAGCCUCAGCAGCGACGAGCGGCAACGCGCAGUCGCCCAGGCUGACGAGCUUCGAAGAGCAGGAGGCUUCGAGAGGCUUCCCCGCGAGGUCAUCAGCGGCUACUUCGGCGAGGGGUCCGCUUGGACAAGGAACCUCAGCCCAGACGAUCCGCAGGAAGAGGCACUUCGUCUGGUGGAGUCCCGGCUUCUGGCCCUGGGGUCGGACUUGGCGCACUGCUCCGUCGCCUUCUCGGGCUUCCGCCUCCAGGGGCACAUGCCCGGCAUGGUGCACUGCUCCCGGGGAGUGGAGGACCAGCCAAAUCCGGGCCUAGCUGACCCUGACGUGGCGAACUACUACCUGGGCAUCUUCAUGCGCAAGAAGCUGAAACUUUUCUACUUCCUCGGUCCCAACCCGGCACUGCUCUCCGUGUGCCCGGCCACGGCGCAGGACGAGUCCCAGGUUUUCCGGACGGUCCUGCAACCCGGAGCCAUGGUCGUCAUCCGAGCCGAGGCAUGCAGCUGCGGGCUCUUUCCCUCGCCUUCGGAGCCCUGCACUGUGGUCGAGGUGGACUUCCUCGCCGAGCAGAAGCACAGCAAGGAGUCCGCUGGCGAUCGCAUGGUCCCACCACAGGAGCUGCAAGAGUGGCUGCUGGAUCGCCUUAAAGCCAUCGUGGACAACGAUGUGCAGGCGGAUGUGCCAGAGGAGUGGAUCAAGCUCGCUCGGCAGACCUUUGUGAGGAGCCGACCGGCGAAGAUCUUAGAGGUCUCCCAUCGGCUGCCAGGACAGCAUUGCGUCUGGGAAGAAGUUGCCCUUGGCGGCUAUGAUUGCAUCACGGAAAUCCCGCCGUCAAAAUGGGAAGUGGACGCGCGCGGGACCUUUUUGAAGCUCAAGCAGGGCUCACUCCUCAUUUUCCUUGGUGAGAUGACAUGCUUAGAGGAGGAGCAGGGGCAGUCCGAUGACUUGAACUCCAAGGACGGCGUUUGCCCCAACGAGGGCCGCAGCGACGAGAAAGCUCCGACCGAGGAGAACAAGAUCAAAGCCGCAGAGGCGGAUGAGAUCAAGAGUUUCAAGUGCAAAGAGAAGGAGCAGAGGGACGACGAAGCCAGCACCGUGGAGAGUGAGCGCGUCUAUGAGGAGGUUACCGAAACCUCCCUGUGGCUCGACGUGAAGCCCGGUCUCGACAAGACGGAUCCGACCAAAGCCUCCGUUCUGGAGCAGGUCAGCGCACUCGGAGAUGAUAUCUUCGGGGAUGACCCUUUGGUGGGCUGCUCCAAGCGUGGCGGCUGGCGAAUGCACCUGGCAGUUGGCCAGGUGGCAGAAAAGACCACGCUGUUGGGCUUCAUUGUAUGGCGUAUCAAGCCGGAGCGUAACAUGCUCAUCGUGUCUCAGCUUGCUGUUCCCGAGCAGUUUCGGCGACAUGGCUUCGGGAAGAUGCUAGUGGAGUUGCUCAUCGCAGAAGCGAAGCGCCUGCCCCAAGUGUACACGGUCAGCCUCUCCUCACUGCCUGGGUCGGUGAAGUUCUACAAACGUCUCGGCUUCAAGCAGGACACCUUCAGUUCAGCCAAAGCCGCGUUCCUGAGGUAUUUCGACCCCGAUCCUGCUGGGGCAGAUGACUACAAGAUGUACACAAGGCACAUGGGGGUCGUGGAAGGCGUGAAGACCACGUUUUCUGACUCGGAGCUCGCAGAUUUUGGCCUGCUAGAGGGCAGCGAGGUCGAUGCGCGCCAGGUGCUUCUCUACCAUUCGGCCGAAGAAUGUCUCGGUCAGGCUGGUCUAGGCCGGAAGGACACCCAGGGUCAAAGUAUCGGCUUCUUCUGCGGCCUCUCCGGGAAUGACAGGUACUUCGAAUGGAUGAGUGGGUCAUUGAAAACGAGCAAAAUUGCAGCGUCAUUGAUGAGCAGUGGCGGAGUUGUCAAUCGCAUAGCCUGGUUCUAUGGCAGCAAGGGGCCUAGCAUGGCGGUGGACACGGAGGAAUCCUCGGGUGCGGCUGCUCUCGACACAGCCGUCGCCUACCUCAGAGAGGAUCGCUGUGCUCGCGCGAUUGUCUCUGGGGUGAACUGGAUUCAACUGCCUGUGUCGCUGAUUCUGUGUUGCGCGACUGGCAUGCUCUCAGCCAGCGGUCGCGGUCGCGCGUUUGAUGAGUCCGCGGACGGCAACGUUCGCAGCGAAGGCGUUGUCUCCGUGCUCAUGGAGGCCCAUGGCCGUUGGCGCCGCGCAGCAGAGGCAGAGGUGGACGAAUUCCGGCCGGCAGCAGAGGAGUGGGACGCUGAGCUGCAAGAUGACAUGCAGAAGCACAGGCUUCUGAUCUGUGGCUCCGCCCUGAACUCACGUGGCCAGAGUUCGAGCCUCCUGGCACCUUCCAGUGCCGCUAUUCAGGACCUCAUCGAGAGUGCGCUGAAGGAUGCGAAGUGCCCCGCCUCCAUCGUUGACGGGGUGGAGGCCAAUGCUGGUGGCAACUCACUCUCUGAUGCCGUCGAGCUGAACAUCUUGAGGAGGUGUCUCGCAGCUGAGGAUGCCGCAAAGACCACGACGUCCUCCGCCUCGGUGCGCGCCACGAAGACGCUGAUUGGAGAACCUGGCCCGCCGGGAGGCUUGGCCUGCCUGGCUCGAGCUUGCUUCACGCUGCAGAAGGCCGUCAGCGGGCCGUUGAUCCACCUCCGGCAGCUUUCGGAGAUUGCCGCGCAACAGGCAGACGAAGACGAGACGCUUGCUCCCAAGCUCCUUCUCACAACAGAGGCGACUGCGUCCCUGUAG